AUGGAGAAGAACGUGGCAAUGUCAUUAAUUAUUCCAGCAGUUCCUGCCACAGAGCGGCUACCUAGGGUGGUCAGUAAAACCAAGCCCUCUAGAGAAGAAGAGAAGCAGAGAGAAAUUCUAGAGAAUACUGGACAAAUGAGCCUUGCUGUCACCAAGUGCACCGGGGAGACACAGCCCAAUUUGGCUGAAGUAAUUAGUCAUCAGUACGUGGGGACACUAAAUCAAAAGAAACUGCACUUUUUGGGCUACCCCACUAAUCAGGACUUGGACUAUGAUGCAUUGGUACCAUUGUUGCAAUUUCACCUAAACAAUGCUGGGGAUCCUUUUAGAGGGAGCAGUUUUGGUCUAAAUUCAACAGAAUUUGAAGUUUGCGUGCUUGAUUGGUUUGCUAACCUGUGGGAGAUAGAGAAGGGUGAGUAUUGGGGAUACGUCACAACUGGUGGGACUGAAGGAAAUCUUCAUGGAAUUUUACUGGGGAGGGAAAAAUUUCCAGAUGGGAUUCUAUAUACCUCACAGGAUUCCCAUUAUUCAAUAUUCAAAAUAGCAAGAAUGUAUAGAAUGCAAUGCGUGAAGGUUGGCACCUUGGUCUCGGGUGAGAUCGAUUGUGUUCAUCUAAAGGCUUUACUUCUUGCUCACAAGGACAAACCAGCCAUCAUCAAUCUAAACAUAGGAACAACUAUGAAAGGAGCUGUUGAUGACGUUGAUCUCGUAUUACAAACACUUGAGGAAAGUGGCUUCCCUCGUGAACGAUUCUAUAUUCAUUGUGAUGGAGCUCUAAUCGGAAUGAUGCUGCCCUUUCUUAAACAAGCUCCCAGGACUACCUUCAAGAAGCCUAUCGGAAGUAUAACCAUUUCUGGCCAUAAGUUUUUGGGAUGCCCAAUUCCUUGUGGUGUUGUAAUGACUCGUUUAGAACACACCAAUGUCCUAUUCAGAGAUGUUGAAGUGAUCGCUUCUAGGGAUGCCACAAUCACAGGUAGCAGAAGUGGGCAUGCUCCAAUCUUCAUAUGGUAUGCUCUUAAAAAAAGAGGUUUAUUAGGACUCCAGAAUGAAGUGCAGAAGUGCAUGAUGAAUGCACGUUACUUAGUGGAUCAACUUCGUGAUGCUGGAAUUGGUACAAUGUUGAAUGAGUUUAGCAGUACGGUUGUCUUUGAGAGGCCUUUAGAUGAUGACUUUGCCCGUAAGUGGAAUUUAGCAUGCAAUGGAAAUAUUGCACAUGUGGUGGUGAUGCAGCACGUUACUAUUGAAAUGUUGGACUCCUUUGUUAGUGAAUUUAUUCAAAAACGAUCCAUUUGGUUCCAAGAUGGACUGAGAAAGCCUCUAUGCCUUGCAGACGACAUUGGUGCUGGAAAUUGUUCUUGUAUAUUGCAUAAUCAGUGGCGGAGGCAUGUAUGA
This is a messenger RNA of Gastrolobium bilobum, 1392 nucleotides long. RefSeq names its product serine decarboxylase 1-like. The record is from RefSeq and is a predicted model, not a curated record. Lineage: Eukaryota; Viridiplantae; Streptophyta; Magnoliopsida; Fabales; Fabaceae. Gene Ontology annotation, molecular function: carboxy-lyase activity; pyridoxal phosphate binding. The coding region runs from base 1 to 1392 and encodes 463 amino acids. The transcript has 6 exons. Gene Ontology annotation, biological process: carboxylic acid metabolic process.